CACCGCCCCCACCGGACUGGACGGCCGCUUCCGGCGCGGAAGGAGGAUGUGGCCGCCGAGCGGGGCGUUCCGCGCCCGGGCCUGGGCCUGGGCCUUGGCGGAGUCGCGGGGCGCCCGGGCCUGUGGAGGGCGCGGCGGCGUCUCCUACACGCAGGGCCAGAGCCCGGAGCCCCGGACGCGCGAGUACUUCUACUUCGUGGAUCACCAGGGCCAGCUUUUCCUGGAUGAUUCCAAAAUGAAGAACUUCAUCACCUGCUUCAAAGACCCGCAGUUCCUGGUCACCUUCUUCUCCCGCCUGACACCCAACCGCAGCGGGCGCUACGAGGCCGCCUUCCCGUUCCUCUCGCCCUGCGGAAGGGAACGCAACUUCCUGCGCUGCGAGGACCGGCCCGUGGUCUUCACGCACCUGCUGGCCGCGGGCCCCGGGCCUCCGCGCCUCUCCUACUGCGGCGGCGGCGAGGCCCUGUCGGUGCCCUUCGAGCCCGCGCGCCUGCUGCCCCUGGCCGCCAACGGGCGCCUCUAUCACCCGGCGCCGGAGCGCGCAGGCGGCGUGGGCCUCGUGCGGUCGGGCCUGGCCUUCGAGCUCAGCGCCUGCUUCGAGUUCGCGCUCGGCGCACCCGCGCUCCCCUCGCACGUGCGCUGGGAGGGCCGCCGCCUGGCGCUCACCAUGGACCUGGCCCCGCUGCUGCGCGCGCCCCCGCCGCCCUGAGGUCCGGGGCCGCCGAGCCGGCGCGCGCCCUCUCCCGCCUCUCCGCCCCGCUGGCGCCAGCAGCCCCUCCCAGCCGCUCCCCGCCCCGCCCGCUUGGCUCCGCCCUCGCCAGGUCGCUCGCGCACGCGCCGUCGGG
Messenger RNA from Choloepus didactylus (southern two-toed sloth), 845 nucleotides. It is a transcript of the gene C14H8orf82, whose product is annotated as chromosome 14 C8orf82 homolog. Lineage: Eukaryota; Metazoa; Chordata; Mammalia; Pilosa; Megalonychidae. The record is from RefSeq and is a predicted model, not a curated record. The transcript is spliced from 3 exons. The coding region runs from base 47 to 709 and encodes 220 amino acids.